AUUCGCUAUGUUUCUUGGUAAUUGUCAUUUUAUGAUUUAUCACUAUUUUCCCGAUACGACAAUGGUCACUUGCGAUCGGCAUUACGCGUUACUCUUGGUGGUCGGUGCAGGGCGCGCGGUGAGGGCGCUGGGGGCGCUGUGGGCGCUGACAGUGCUGGCGAUGGUCGCGGAAGGCGCGGCUUUAGGCUCCUUGACGGCGGUGUUCGACGUGUUCUCUGAAGAUGUCAUCGAGAAGCAGAAGGCCAUGAACAGGGGCUUCAGCGAUAGCGACGGAGUCAUCGAGCUGCUGAGAGAAGAAUCCAGAUAUCCUUGGGAAGGAACCCGGCGAAGCCUAGCGCGACCGGCCGUGGAAGUGGGCCCCGGCGCUUUCAAGUCGGACCCGGUAUCGCUCUCCCCGCAAGCGCUCAAAAAACAACUCGAACAUCUCAUCCAACUUCAACAGAAACUUAACAAUAAAAAUAAAAAUUUGAAUCCUUAUACAUCUUUCUAUAAGGCCGGCCACGCAUCUGCAGUCCCUCUGGUGUACCGAAUGUCUACGGGCGUCGGUGGUCGCUUCGGUGUUCCCGCCGCUUCUUUACUCCCUUCUUUUAUAAAAAGACAUCAUGUUUAA
This is a messenger RNA of Papilio machaon (common yellow swallowtail), 610 nucleotides long. RefSeq lists its product as uncharacterized. The record is from RefSeq and is a predicted model, not a curated record. The transcript has 2 exons. Bases 8 to 610 code for a protein of 200 amino acids. NCBI's taxonomy places the organism in Eukaryota, Metazoa, Arthropoda, Insecta, Lepidoptera, Papilionidae.